AUGACCUGGGAGAACCGUUCGCUGUGGCUGGAAUUUGUGUUCCUGUCCUACCCCUCCAACCGAGAGCUGUGUGUCUUAUCUUUCCUAGGAGUCACCCUGGUUUAUAUGUUUGUCAUCACUGGCAAUGUCCUCAUCGUGGUGGCCAUCUGGACAGAAGCUCGCCUGCACACGCCCAUGUACUACUUCCUGGGCAGCCUCUCGGGGGUGGAAAUAUGCUACACGGCUGUGGUGGUGCCUCACAUCAUGACCAACAUCCUACAGUCAGAGAAGACCAUCGGCUUACUGGCCUGUGCCACUCAGAUGAUUUUCUUCAUUGGACUUGGCAGUGCCGACUGCUUCCUCUUGGCAGCGAUGGCCUACGACCGGUACGCUGCCAUUUGCCACCCCUUGCAGUACCCUCUCAUCAUGACCUUAACGCUCUGUGUCCGCUUGGUGGUGGCCUCGGUGGUCAUUGGCCUUUUUCUGUCCUUACAGCUGGUGGCCUUCAUCUUCUCUCUACCAUUUUGCCAGGCUCGAGGGAUCCAGCACUUCUUCUGCGACGUGCCACCGGUGAUGCGCCUGGUCUGUGCCAACAGCCACUUCCAUGAGCUCUCGGUGCUGGUGGCAGCCACUCUAGCCAUCGCCGUGCCCUUCUUCCUCAUUGCCACCUCCUAUGCCUUCAUCGUGAACGCUGUGCUCAAGAUCAACUCAGCAGCCGGCCGCCACCGGGCCUUCUCUACCUGUUCCUCCCACCUCAUGGUGGUCCUGCUGCAGUACGGCUGCUGUGCUUUCAUGUACCUGCGCCCCAACUCCAAUUAUAACCCCAAGCAAGAUCAGUUCAUCUCAUUGGUGUAUACGCUGGGAACCCCGCUGCUCAACCCUCUCAUCUAUACUCUGAGGAACAAUGAGAUGAAGGGGACCUUGGGGAAGAUUCUGACAAAGAAUUCCGUCUCCCAAAACAACUAG
This is a messenger RNA of Sorex fumeus (smoky shrew), 945 nucleotides long. RefSeq names its product olfactory receptor 10W1-like. Bases 1 to 945 code for a protein of 314 amino acids. The transcript has a single exon. Gene Ontology annotation, cellular component: membrane. Gene Ontology annotation, molecular function: G protein-coupled receptor activity; olfactory receptor activity. Lineage: Eukaryota; Metazoa; Chordata; Mammalia; Eulipotyphla; Soricidae. Gene Ontology annotation, biological process: G protein-coupled receptor signaling pathway. The record is from RefSeq and is a predicted model, not a curated record.